AUGACAUUUACAACAAAUUUUAUACGUUUUUUGAAAAAGAAAACAAACGACGAAAUUAAAUCGGAAUUUAACGAAGUUUAUGGAGACUCUGGACCGUCAUUAACAACUAUAAAAUAUUGGGUAGCUGAAUUUAAACGCGGCCGUACGAGCAUUUUUGAUGAGGAACGUUCAGGUCGUCCAAAUGAGGUCACUACACCAGAAAUGAUUGAAAAAAUCCGUGAUAUGGUAAUGAGUGAUCGAAGAUUGAAAGUGCGUGAGAUUGGUGAGAGUGUGGGCAUUUCAAUUGAACGGGUUAAUAACAUUUUGCAAAAUCAUUUGGAUAUGAGAAAGCUUUCCGCAAGAUGGGUGCCGCGAUUACUCACAACACACCAUAAACAAACACGUGUUUCCAUUUCAAAUGAUUGUUUAUCAAUGUUAAACGCAAAUCCCCAGGAGUUUUGGCGUCGAUUUGUAACUGUCGAUGAAACGUGGAUUCAUCACUCCACACCAGAGACCAAAGAACAGUCAAAACAGUGGACUCGUCGUGGUGAACCAGCUCCAAAGAAGGCAAAGGCGAUAUUAUCAGCAAACAAGGUUAUGGCCACAGUAUUUUGGGAUGCGCGUGGGGUUAUACAUAUUGAUUACCUACAAAAAGGAAAAACAAUUAAUGGCGAAUACUACUGCAAAAUAUUGGGUGAUUUUGACAAGGCUUUGAAGGAAAAACGUCCACAUUUGUUGAAAAAAAAGUUCUUUUUCAUCAAGACAAUGCUCGUGUACACACAUGUGUCGUAGCCAUGUCUAAAUUCAAUGAAUUAGGCUACCAAAUGCUUCCUCAUCCACCGUAUUCUCCAGAUUUGGCCCCCUGUGACUUUUUCCUCUUUCCUAAUCUUAAAAAAUGGGUCGGCGGGAAAAAAUUUAGCUCAAAUGAUGAAGAAAUUGCAGCAACAAAUGCUUAUUUUGAAGGGUUGGAGAAAACCUAUUAUUCGGAAGGGAUCAAAACAUGGGAAAAACGUUUGCUUAAGUGUAUCGAGCUAAAAGGAGAUUAUGUUGAAAAAUAAAUUGAAUUUCGUUAAAAAAAUCGUUUUAUUCUAUUCAAGGCC
Molecule: messenger RNA, 1079 nt
Organism: Rhagoletis zephyria (snowberry fruit fly)
Lineage: Eukaryota; Metazoa; Arthropoda; Insecta; Diptera; Tephritidae
Product: histone-lysine N-methyltransferase SETMAR-like
Molecular function (GO): nucleic acid binding
Source: RefSeq, a predicted model, not a curated record